AUGCCUCCGAAAAAGAUUAUUCGAGCUAAUCCACCCGCCGUCGACCUCUCAGCCAUUCCGCCUUCCCUCCCACCCUCCGUCGAGGAGGCGUACCGAAGAAAAUGCAUCCAGCUAAAGCAGCGCACGAACGAGGUUGAGGAGGAGAACGACGCGACCCGCGUGCGCCUCGCCCGUAUCAAGCGCCAGGUCGAAAAGAUGCGUCUGGAGCGCGCCUUCCUGCUCGAGCAGCUCGCCAAAAGAACCAGCACAAACGUGGAGGAUUCAGACGGCAGCCCGAGCCCACCUCCGACACCGCAAGAGAAGCCUCUGCGUACGAAACGCGGACACCGUAAGCCCUCGGUCCUGGCCGAGAUCGACGCCGCCGCCAAGAACGACUCGCCGAAUCCCCAGAGCCAGAACGCCGCCACCGUCUCCCCGAGCUCCGAGACCUUCUCCCACGCCCACGCUGCCGAGUCCCAGGCCUCCGCUCGUACGAACGGCGUCGCGAAGCCGCCCAAGCGCCCGGGCAACGCGUUCGAGCUCUUCUGCAGCGACAGUCGCCCCGCCUUUGAGGAGAAGAAGAAGGACGAUGCUGACCUCAACAUCGACGAGGAGCUCGCGCGGGCCUGGAAGGACCUGCCCGAGGCUGAAAAGGAAGAGUUCCAGACCCGUUCCGACCAGGAGAUGGCCAAGUACCAGAAGGAGAAGGACGCCUUUGCCGCAAAGAGCAAGAGCGCCGAGCCGAAGGAGGAGCGCGAAAAGACUCCAGAUCAGGCCCCUGCAGCUUCACAAGAUGAGGACGUGGAAAUGACGAACUACGACACGGAGGAGCAGCCAGAGGAGACGCCAGCCGCGGACGACAAGGACGACAAGGCGGACGAAUAG
Messenger RNA from Colletotrichum chrysophilum, 864 nucleotides. RefSeq lists its product as uncharacterized. The record is from RefSeq and is a predicted model, not a curated record. Lineage: Eukaryota; Fungi; Ascomycota; Sordariomycetes; Glomerellales; Glomerellaceae. The transcript is spliced from 2 exons. Bases 1 to 864 code for a protein of 287 amino acids.